AUGCCCACCAAACCCAAAUUCCAUCACCAGUCACCGAAAAAGAACUAUAAUGUUGAGAUUUUGGAAAAGCCACUGCCCAAGCCGCCAUCUACUGCCGAUAUCCUCCAACACGAGUCAUACGACCGAGCUCCAAUCACCAGAUGGCUUGUUGUGACGGGUCUGCUCUUCUCGUAUGUGGCGGGAGUGCUUCGCGUUGUGUUCGGAUCCGGAGCUGUCCUCAAGCCGACCAAGUCCGCUGCGAGCAGAAGUUAUCAUAACACUUGGGGCAAAUUCUUCCACAAUUGGCCGCAGCUGAACCUCACCCCGGUCACAGCAGAGUUUCUGCCUCUCGUCGGCAACACUAUUAUUACGCUACUGGGGGGGGGGGGGGGGGGGAGCAUGGGAAUGAUCCACUCAACAACGCUGCGCUGGGCACUGGGAGAUGAAUUGACCUUCAACUCAAAUCUACGUCUUUUCACUUUCGCCGGCCAACGGCAUAUCUCCCUCGGCAAGGUGUCCAAUCUGCUCCAUACGAUCUUUAUACUUCUAUAUUAUGCUGCCUCGUCUCUCGUCUUUGCUCAACUACCAUCCGACACUUUUCUGUCAAAGUUUCCGUGA
This is a messenger RNA of Penicillium alfredii, 597 nucleotides long. RefSeq lists its product as uncharacterized. The coding region runs from base 1 to 597 and encodes 198 amino acids. The transcript has a single exon. NCBI's taxonomy places the organism in Eukaryota, Fungi, Ascomycota, Eurotiomycetes, Eurotiales, Aspergillaceae. The record is from RefSeq and is a predicted model, not a curated record.